Molecule: messenger RNA, 1219 nt
Organism: Camelina sativa (false flax)
Lineage: Eukaryota; Viridiplantae; Streptophyta; Magnoliopsida; Brassicales; Brassicaceae
Product: putative glycosyltransferase At5g20260
Molecular function (GO): glycosyltransferase activity
Source: RefSeq, a predicted model, not a curated record
UUAAACAACUCAUAUCUUCUUCCUCUUUUACAUAAACACAAUCCCCAAAUGUGUUGUCACUCUGCCCAAUAAAACUAGAAAACAAAAUAUGAAACAAUCAAAUUUUGUUAAUAUGAAGUUCUCUUUAGCUCCAACUCUUGUUCUUCUUGUCCUUCUCCUCUUCUAUCAACAUCAGUCAUCAUCUCCAAACCUAAACGCAAACGUUCUCUCUUCAUUCGUCGAUGCUACUACAUCCAUCGUUGUCCCGUCUCCUUCACCAUCCAUGUCCAUGGAGUUUAGUAUCGCCUCAGCAAACUUGACCUUAAUUUCGAGUCCUCAACCUCAAAAUAAAGAAAAGAAGAGGAACAUAAUCGAGGAAGGUUUAGCGAAAUCAAGAGCGGCCAUACGUGAAGCCGUGAGGUUGAAGAAGUUUUCAUCGGGCAAGGAAGAAACUUUUAUUCCUCGUGGAGCCGUUUACAGAAACGCUUACGCAUUUCAUCAAAGCCAUAUAGAGAUGGAGAAGAAAUUCAAAGUGUGGGUGUACAGAGAAGGUGAGACACCUUUAGUACAUAUGGGUCCAAUGAACAACAUAUACAGCAUUGAAGGCCAAUUCGUGGACGAGAUCGAGAGAGGCAUGAGCCCGUUCGCGGCUAGCCACCCCGAGGAGGCUCACGCUUUCCUCCUCCCUGUCAGCAUCGCCAACGUUGUUCAUUACUUAUACCGCCCACUUGUUACCUACUCGAGGGAACAACUUCACAAAGUUUUUCUUGACUAUGUCAAUGUUGUGGCUCACAAGUAUCCUUAUUGGAACAGAAGCCUCGGAGCCGACCAUUUCUUCGUUUCUUGCCAUGAUUGGGCACCAGACGUCUCAGGAGCGAACCCGGAGCUGUUGAAAAACAUGAUAAGAGUUCUCUGCAACGCCAAUACAUCAGAAGGUUUCAAACCCCAACGAGACGUCUCAAUCCCGGAGAUCAACAUCCCCAGAGGAAAGCUGGGACCACCUCAGUUAUCCAACUCUUCCGGCCAUGACCGACCCAUCCUUGCUUUCUUCGCAGGCGGCUCACACGGCUACAUCCGCAAGAUUCUACUGCAGCAUUGGAAAGACAAAGACGAGGAGGUCCAAGUCCACGAGUACUUGGCCAAAAACAAAGAUUACUUCAAGCUCAUGUCCAAGGCAAGGUUUUGUCUCUGUCCUAGUGGCUACGAAGUAGCUAGCCCUCGAGUUGUUGCAGCUAUUAAC